This is a messenger RNA of Eriocheir sinensis (Chinese mitten crab), 885 nucleotides long. Its product is annotated as DNA polymerase epsilon subunit 2-like. Gene Ontology annotation, cellular component: epsilon DNA polymerase complex. Lineage: Eukaryota; Metazoa; Arthropoda; Malacostraca; Decapoda; Varunidae. Gene Ontology annotation, biological process: error-prone translesion synthesis; DNA-templated DNA replication. The transcript has 3 exons. The coding region runs from base 491 to 856 and encodes 121 amino acids. The record is from RefSeq and is a predicted model, not a curated record. Gene Ontology annotation, molecular function: DNA binding.
UUGAGUGGCGGGGCGGCGAGGAGGAUAAUAGUUACGGCCUGAACAGACCCCUAAAGCACCCCAGAGGAAGAACAGGAAGAUAAUUAAAGGUCGUAAAGGAAGGAAGAUCAAGGAGUGACGACCUUAGAAGCGAUACGUAGCGCCAGGGGCCUCAAAAAGAAGGACCUUGACUGACUCGUAAGGCCUAAACAGCCCCCUAAAACACCGCAGAGGAAGAAAAAGAUAAUUAAAGGUCGUAAAGGAAGGAGAUCAAGAAGUGACGGCCUCAGAAGCGCUACAAAGCUCCAGGGGUCUCCAGAAGAAGAAUAAAUGACCUUGACUAACUCGUAAGAAUUAAUUAUGGCCUGACCAGCCCCCUAAAACAUCCCAGAAGAACAAGAUAAUUAAAGGCUAUAAAGGAAGGAGUGACGCCCUCAGAAGCGAUAUAUAACCCCCAGACCCUGAUCUCCCCACCCUGGCCGAGAACAGGACUUUGGCGCAGAAGAGUGAGAUGAUGCGGUUCUUUAAGCUGUACGGACUGAACUUGCGGAGCGACGUGGCAAGCUACCUGUGUCAGCUGCUGGAGCCUCUGCCGCAGGAGGAGCACACGCAGUGGGUGGAGGCGGUCAUCGAGGCACUGCAGAAGCUCCCCAUCACCUCCGACCAGAUCACCAAGGAGGCAAUCUACAGGGCAGCCGAGGACGCGGGGAACGUGCAAAACGUCAACCCCGACAGCGCCCUGGAGGUGAUCGACGUCUUCAAGAUUCCCCGCCUGACCUACGACGUGGACAAGAGGAAGUUCAUCAUUGAGCCGGCCGGAGCGCUGGACCUGCACGGGAAGGCGGCGGACAAAGCGACGCUAUUCAGAAACAGGUGACGGUCUCUCGAUUAUAUUCGUAUACUUAA